ACAGGUGUGUGUCAAGAAUGGUUACCGUGCCUUUGUAAUCCACCCGGGUCUCGGCAUUAUAGGUUUUGAAGAUGAGUUUCCAAAGCGUAUUUAACACUUCAUCUGGAAGUUUUAACAAGACAACCUUAAUCAAUUUUGAUUUCUCUGCUUGGCUAAAAAAUUCAAAUAUUUCCUUUAGCGAUUUGAGCGUAUUACCAGACAUCUCUACAACUGAACGAGUGGCGAAGAUCACAAUGUACGCGGUGGCCAUACUCUUAGCAUUGACAUUGAAUUCUCUUAUCAUUAUUGUUAUCAUCAGAACAAAAAGUCUGCGAACAAAGUUUAACCUGUACGUCGUGAACAUGGCUAGUGUAAACAUUCUUAUUUCUCUCACCUGUAUGUGGCUGCACGUGGUCACCAACCUCAACCCCACCAAAUGGCCACUCGGCUCUUUCUUCUGUAAGAUCAACACUUUUUUACAAGUGUUGGUGGUGACAGUGUCUGUUUUCACAUUAACUGUGAUAGUCGUAGACAGAUUCUUUGCUACACUUUAUCCCAGAUGUCUAGUCAUCACACAGGCACACCAGGUCACAUCGAUUGUCUUUAUAUGGAUAUCCGGGGCCCUUCUGGCUUUGCCAUGGUUACUGUAUUCCCGUUUUGUUGAAUACGACUGGCCGGGAGGCCAUGGAGUUCUGUGCCAGGCACAUUUCCCGUCCAAGGAUUUCCGUAAGGCCUACAUUACAGCCUCCGUCGUUGUCGGUUAUGUACUUCCAAUCAUCAUCAUGUUUGUCCUCCUCAUUGUAACGAUGAUGAAAUCAGCACCGCCAAAAGUACCAGCGUUAGAAGAAAGAAAGACAUUUGACCAUACGAGACAAAAGGCAGUGACGAUGAUAAUGACAGUGCUGUUGGUAUUGUUUCUGUGCUGGAGUCCUCCACAGUUUGAGAGACUCUGGGACGUGUACCGUUACAAAGGUCCCGGCGCAAAGUUGCCGAAGGGUAUACACGCCAUGACCUACGCAUCCUUCUACAUCGCCUACUUCAGCUGUUGUAUUUACCCCAUAGUGUACAUAGGCUUCAACAAUUGCUUCCGUCACGCUGCCGCGAACUUCCUCUGCAGAAGAUCAGCUUUGUCAGCCACGUCAGUACUUCCCGACGAACCAGGUCCAAGUCGCUCAACUAGUGAUCCAGGUUCCCUGAAGCUACAGAAAAAUCCCGACAAUGAUUGUUUCACAGAGAUGUCAACCCCGUAAUGAUGAUUCCACAGCCAGUGCGGUAUUGGUGUGGCAACCAAUUAAAUUCCGUCCUUGUUCAAAUUUGUGUUUAAAUGACUUCGGGCUAGUUUGUAUGAUGAGUAUACAAUCCACACAUUUCCUCGUCUCAUGUAUAAUAAACUUUAUCCUCAUUUAUUGUAUAACUAAACAUCCAUUUAUUGUAUAACUAAACAUCCAUUUAUUGUAUAACUAAACAUCCAUUUAUUGUAUAACUAAACAUCCAUUUAUUGUAUAACUAGGCAUCCAUUUAUUGUACAACUAAACAUCCAUUUAUUGUAUAACUAAACAUCCAUUUAUUGUAUAACUAAACAUCUAUAUGAUGCAUUACUAGACAUCCAUUUAUUGUAUAACUAAACAUCCAUUUAAUGUAUAACUAAACAUCCAUUUAUUGUAUAACUAAACAUCCAUUUAUUGUAUAACUAAACAUCCAUUUAUUGUAUAACUAAACAUCCAUUUAAUGUAUAACUAAACAUCCAUUUAUUGUAUAACUAAACAUCCAUUUAUUGUAUAACUAGGCAUCCAUUUAUUGUAUAACUAGGCAUCCAUUUAUUGUAUAACUAAACAUCCAUUUAUUGUAUAACUAAACAUCCAUUUAUUGUAUAACUAAACAUCUAUAUGAUGUAUUACUAGACAUCCAUUUAUUGUAUAACUAGGCAUCCAUUUAUUGUAUAACUAGGCAUCCAUUUAUUGUAUAACUAGACAUCUAUAUGAUGUAUUACUAGACAUCCAUUUAUUUAUCACAAGACAUCCAUUUAUAGUAUAAAUCGGCAUCCAUUUAAUGUAUAAAUUGGCAUUAUUUGAUGUAUAAAUGGGCAUCCAUUUAAUAUAUAUCUAGGGAUAAAUUAAAUGUAUUACUAGUUAUUCAUUUAUUGUAUCACUAGGCAUCCAUUUAAUGCAUAUCUAGGCAUUCAUUUAUUUAUCACUAGGCAUCCAUUUAUUGUAUUACUAGGCAUCCAUUUAUUGUAUAACUAGGCAUCCAUUUAAUGUUUGACAAGGCAUCUAUUUUCAAUUCUGAAAGCUGGUGGUGCAAAUCAAAAAUCUACUACUUGAGAUAACAAAAUAAUUAUACAAAAUUUCCUUAUUCAGAAAUAGUUUCUGAGAUAUUACAUAUUUAUCUUGUUUAUUUGUAUCCAAUGUAUAGCGUGAGUAAUCAUACGAUAGUGACAGACCUCGUGGUUAAACUACAUUAUUCAAACGCUUCAUUGACAUGAUAUACAUUGUAUUCUCUCAUCCCUGCCGGUAUCAUACUGGUCUGUCCAGGUAAAUACACCCAUGCUUGCUGUGUGUGUAUUACCUCGCUUCCAG
Pecten maximus is the source of this 2555-nucleotide messenger RNA. RefSeq names its product prolactin-releasing peptide receptor-like. Lineage: Eukaryota; Metazoa; Mollusca; Bivalvia; Pectinida; Pectinidae. Gene Ontology annotation, biological process: G protein-coupled receptor signaling pathway. Gene Ontology annotation, molecular function: G protein-coupled receptor activity. Gene Ontology annotation, cellular component: membrane. The coding region runs from base 72 to 1229 and encodes 385 amino acids. The transcript is spliced from 5 exons. The record is from RefSeq and is a predicted model, not a curated record.